AUGUUCGACACGGUCUGCACCCUUCCUCUCAGCCACGACCUGUUCGCCCAGGCCAUCCAUCCAACUCAGUCGGUGGUCUCUGUUGGGCUGUCCUCGGGCCAUGUGCAGACCUUCCGUCUACCGUCUACGGAACAAUCCAAUGGCGAUGACAGUGACGAUGAAGGCGCACCCAGCGCAACGUCGUCCAAUGGCACCGGCCAUAUAGACACGAUGUGGCGGACAAGACGGCACAAGGGAAGCUGUCGAACUCUAGCAUAUGGAAUUGACGGCGAGACAUUAUAUUCUGCGGGCACGGACGGGAUUGUCAAAGCUGCGAAGACGGAGACGGGAGUCGUGGAGAAUAAGAUCAUUAUCCCCCCUGUGAACGAUAGAACUGGAUCGCAAGUGGAUGCACCUACGGUUAUCCAUGCGCUUUCUCCACAAACCCUUAUCCUUGCUACAGAUUCCAGCGCUCUUCACCUCUAUGAUCUCCGAAUUCCCUACUCGGCCGUCUCUGCAAAGCCGGAGCAGACACAUCACCCUCACGAUGACUACGUCUCCUCUCUCACUCCACUGCCUCCGUCAGAAACUAGUACUUCUGGGUUUAGCAAACAAUGGGUGACUACGGGUGGUACGACUCUUGCCGUCACGGAUCUCCGCCGUGGUGUCAUGGUUCGCAGUGAGGACCAAGAGGAAGAAUUGAUCAGCUCCGUUUACAUCGGUGGUCUCGCUUCCACCGGUUCCAGCCGUGGAGAGAAGGUCAUUGUGGGCGGUGCCAGUGGUGUAUUGACGCUCUGGGAGAAGGGCGCGUGGGACGAUCAAGAUGAGAGAAUCAUCGUUGACCGCGGCACUGCAGGUGGAGAGUCCCUCGAGACUCUCACUCUGGUUCCAGAAGAGCUGGGCAAGGGAAAGAUGAUCGCUGUCGGCCUGGGUGACGGACGUGUGGAGUUCGUCACUAUCGGUGCGAACAAGGUCGUCUCGAAGGUGAUGCACGACGAAGUUGAGGGCGUUGUCGGUCUGGGCUUCGAUGUUGAGGGCCGCAUGGUCAGUGGCGGUGGCCAGGUCGUCAAGGUCUGGCACGAAGCGGAGAUCAGUGAGGAAAGCGCCAUGGCGAAGCAGAUGAUGGACAGUGACAGCGAUGAGGACAGCGACGGUGCCAAGGCUAGGAUGUUCAUGGAAGACAGUGACGAGGAACAGGAGGGCGGGAGAAGACGCAAGAAGCGGAAGAGGGGCAAGGGAAAAGACCGUUCUGGAGGUCACCAUGUUAUGGCCUUCAAGGACCUUGACUAG
This is a messenger RNA of Paecilomyces variotii, 1269 nucleotides long. RefSeq names its product WD40-repeat-containing domain protein. The record is from RefSeq and is a predicted model, not a curated record. The transcript is spliced from 2 exons. Lineage: Eukaryota; Fungi; Ascomycota; Eurotiomycetes; Eurotiales; Thermoascaceae. Gene Ontology annotation, molecular function: protein binding. The coding region runs from base 1 to 1269 and encodes 422 amino acids.